This is a messenger RNA of Plasmodium gallinaceum, 570 nucleotides long. RefSeq names its product ADP-ribosylation factor, putative. NCBI's taxonomy places the organism in Eukaryota, Apicomplexa, Aconoidasida, Haemosporida, Plasmodiidae. Gene Ontology annotation, molecular function: GTPase activity; GTP binding. The record is from RefSeq and is a predicted model, not a curated record. Gene Ontology annotation, cellular component: microtubule cytoskeleton; cytoplasm. Bases 1 to 570 code for a protein of 189 amino acids. The transcript is spliced from 5 exons.
AUGGGUAAUAAAAUAAUAACUUUUUUUAGAGAUUGUUGUAAUAAAUUAUUUAACAGAAAAAUUAUUUUUCAAAUAAGAAUCUGUGGUCCAGCUCAAAGUGGAAAAACAACUUUCGUAAAAUAUUUAUUAUAUAAUAAAUUUUUAAAAGUAAAACCAACAGAAGGUCUUUUUGUUGAAAAAAUUGAUUUUGAAGAAUUUUCAGUAAUCAUAUGGGAUUCCAGAUAUAAUAUAGAAGAUGACGUGUCUAUUAAUAGGAUAGACAUUGAUGCUGUUAUUUAUUUCAUUGAUGUAUCUGACAGGGGAAGACUAAAAAUAGCUAAAAAGGGAUUUUAUAAAAUUUUACAAGAUUUUAGUCAUAUAGAUGAUUUUUUAAUUUUAGCAAGUAAACAAGAUAAAAAAAAUUGCAUGCUAUUAGAACAUAUUAGAAAAGAACUGAAAAUAGAUCAAAUUGUUGAUAAAAAUUGCCAUUUAGCGGAAUGUUCAUCUAAAACAGGAUACGGAAUAGAUUCUUCAAUGAAUUGGCUUUUUAACCAACUAAUGAUUAAAAGAAAAAAAAAAUUAUGCUUUUAA